AUGUCAUUUGACUUUCAUCCAAAUACAUUUAAACAAUUAUUUGACAUUAUCCAACAAUUAACAGUUAUACCACUUGAAGAUUUGAAUAUGAAUCUGACUUAUAUUUUAAUUAUUUGUUUGAGAUUAUUUACAAAACAUUUAAAAUUUCUAUUUGUUCUAAUAACAAAUCCAUUUCGAAAUUUAUUAUUCACAAACGAUGAUAUAAUCAAACCUGUUAGUAUUAAUCAAGACAUCGAUUUAAAUGAAUUUAUUCAUGACAAUGAUUUACAAACAUGGUUUGAUACUUUAUUAAUCCUAGCUUGUCGUGAUGAUGAAAAACUAGAACAGAUAACAAUCUGUAGACAAGCAUCAAAAGCUCUUAUGCAAAUUCUUAAUAAAAAAAUGUCUACCUUUACCGAAAAGUUAUCAUUUAUUCAUAAAUACAUUAUCGAAAAUAAACAUUUGAUCUUAAUUAACGAAUUAGUAGUAGAAUUGAAUAAAAAUACAACAUUACUCUGUUGGAUUGAACUCUUAUGUAAUAAUAAAUCAGAGAAUAUAACAGCAUUGAAUAUACUAUACUCAUUUAUUGAUAUUUCCUUCAAUUCUUCGAAUGAAAUGGAAUCAAAAAUGAAACAACAAAUUCAACAAAUAUUACAACGAUUUCAGCAAUUUCUCUUCAUUCGAUUAUCAUCAACAUCGUCUCUAGCGAAUAAAUAUAUUACUUAUAUAUUAAGUAAUUUGAAUGAUAAAUUAGUUAUCGAAAAUGAAUUAUUAAAUUCAAUUCUCAUCAGUUUGGGUUUAUUGACAGAAACACAUUUUAAUUUUGUAACAAUUCAACCACUUAUCACAAGUGUUUUACCGUUACUAGCAGACCUAAUAUUGAAGAGUACAAUGAAUGAAGGUAUAAUAGCAAAUAAUCUAUCUUACAUGUAUUGGGUAUUAGGUAAAAUGAGUGCUACUUUGAUGGUCGGUCCUCAACCAGAUGCAUUAGAAAUGAAAUAUGUUGAGAAAUUACAAUCACCUCUAUUUGCUGGUGGAUGUGAGAGAUUACCUAUGGAAAACAAUCAGUAUUUAUUGGAUUUAUUGAAAUCGAAUAUCGCCAAUUUCAGUGGAUUUAAAAUAACUGAUUACAAUCUUCAACAAUCAUUAUCCGAUCAUGAAUUUUUAAUGUCAAUUUAUAAUAAUAUUGAUCAAGGUGCAAAAUUAAUAUCGAAAAUGAAAAUCUAUAUGAAAGAUAAACAAAAUUUAGUACAAAAAUCAAUUGAACAACAAGCAAAUAAUGCAUGUGCUGCUUUGUUUGCUGUUUAUAUCAAAUAUUAUCGUCGAAUCAAUUUAGCCAAAUCGGAACUCUCUCGAACAGAUGAUAAUAAACCACAUAAAAAACUUUUAUCUAUUUUCGAAUAUGCAAAUCUUGUUCAAAUAUUGUUUGCAAAAACAAAAGGACAAGGUGGUAAUUGUGACGAACUUUAUGAGCAAAUUAAAAUGAACACAUUAUUCCUCUUAACAUCCAUCAAAGAAAGUAAUUUGAUUCCGAUAAUCGAAUAUGAAACUAAUGAACAAGUAAAUAAACCAAAAUUCAAACGUUAUUAUUCACGAAAAAAUAUUGAAAAGCAUAAUAUUCGAUUACUUCGAAAUAUGUUUCAAGCUUGUAUGCGAUUUAAAAAAUUAAUAUUAAUUAACAAGAAGGGAAUCGAAGACAAACAAGAUAAUGAAAAUAUUCUAAGACGAGCUAUUGAUUAUUAUAUAUUUAAUGAAAAGAAAUCAGAAUCAGAUGAAUUAAUACAAUGUAUGUUUCGACAAUAUGAACGAGCAAUAUUAAGAUUAAUUACAUAUCGAUUUAUUCAUAAAUUCAUAGAAAAACUAUUUGAUAUGAACAAUCAAAAUCAAAUUCUCAUACUUUUAAGAAUUUAUUUACCAUAUUUAAGAAAAGCAAAUAUUGAAUGGUCAUAUUUAGAAAAUAUUUCAACCACAAAUAUUCAAUUAAAAGAAGAUAUUGGAAAGAAUUAUUAUUUAAUUAUUAAAAUUAUUCUUUCUUAUUUAUUACAAUCAACAAAUAUUGAUCAAAUGAUAUUAACACAAAAUAUAUUCUAUUUACUUAAUUUAUCUUAUAAUUUAAUAGAUAUUUAUUGUAUACAUAAUAAUGAAGUUCUUCAAAUAUUAUUUAACAAAUUCAGUAGCACAGAUCUUGAUGUAAAAUUUAUUCGAUACAAUUGGUUUCGGUUAUAUGUAUUUAAAUUUUGCGAAAAUUUUCAAAUUGAAACAAAUUCAAUUUUGAAUGAAAUACAAGAAUUGAUCUUUGAGAAAAUAAUUCUUACUGAAUUGAAAUUAUUAAAACAAUCAGAAGAGAAAACAACACUUAUGAAUAAAAAUAAUUCAUUCAAUAAUGUUGCUAUUGAAUGGUUCAUCAAAGCAAAAGAUACAAAUAAUAUAUCAUCAAAAUUCGAAGUUGAUCUGUAUAUCAAUCAAUAUUUAAUACUUCUAUUACGAUGUGUUCAUUUGUAUGAACAUGUACGAUCAUAUUGUGCGAAUGAUCAAUAUAUUGAAGAACUAAUUUAUAUUUAUCGAAAUAGUGGAAAUCAAAUAACUAUUUUAAUUUCUUUAAAAAUUCUACAGAAAUUAGUGAGAUAUUUACCGGAAGAUAUGAAUGGAAAAACACAAUUAAUGAUGAAUGAGUUUUUAACCAAUAUUUUAUCUUCUAUCGGUAAGACGACAACAGACAUAACCACUGAAUUAAUCUACAUAUAUCGAAUAAUUAUGUCAUGUAAAUCACCAUGGCAAACAAUGGCCAUUCAAAUAAUCUCUGAUACCAUUACAUCCAAUUUGAAAUCAUUUAAUUCGAUUGAUAAUCUUCUAGCAUCGUUAUGUGUCUUAGGAAGAUAUAUUCAACCUUUUUGCUUAGGUUCAGUCAUAGAAAUUCAUACAACUGAUGAAACUCAAUUAGGAGUAAUUAUCGAUCUUAAUAUCAACUCUCAUGAUCUCGAUACAUCUGAUACACUAAUUUAUCUUGUUCAAUAUAUUGAAACAAACAAAACUGAAUGGAUAACAGGAGAUAAAUUAAAAAUAAAAAUUGAUGUUCUCCCACCGAAUCUUUUGGAUUUACCCAAUGCAAAUAAAUUUAUAGAUUUCUUAUUUGAUGCAUUAGCCUAUUUCAUACAAAUCGAUACAUCAACAACAGAAUCUUUACUUUUCUUACAAUUAAAACGUCGAUCUAUAGCCGUUUUAUAUCGAAUAUUAAAUCAUAAAAAACUCGUGAAUAUAUUCAUGGAAAAAUCAUAUGUAUCAAUCAUCGCUAAAUUAUCAACAUCAGCUUUGCUAUCAAAAACUGCUCAAUCAUCAAUAGAUUUACAUUUAUUAAAUAAAUAUCAUUUAGAACAAUACUGUUUAAAUUUAGAUCGUUGUGAAUAUUUUAAACAAAUUCUUGAUGAUACAAAUGAAACUAUUCAAGAUGAAUUUCGUAUUUGGACAGAUGUUUCAUUUAAAAAAGAUCAAUUAACACUUGAUUUUUCAUUAACAACAAAUGAAUGGAAAUCAAAGAUGUCAAAAAGAGAACUUAAACUAUUUAAAAAAGGUCGAUUUGGAAAUGAUGAAAUAAAAAUUAUUCCAAUGUCAUUUGGAAAUUCUGGAAAAUGGUUCAUAGAAGAAUGUGGAAUAACACAUCGAUUUCCAGGGCGAGUUAAUUUAAUUUCUGAAAAUUUUAAUACAUUAUUUGUCACAUUUAUUAUUGAUAAUUUACGAUUAACUGAAGGUAAUUGGUACUUUUGUAUUCGAUUAUUACAAUCAACUUCAGCUCAAAUUGGAUGGGCAACAAAUGGAUUUAAACCUAAUCAUUCUAUUGGAAUAGGUAAUGAUAAAUAUUCAUGGUCAUAUGAUGGAUCUACAGGAAUCAUUUAUAAUAAUAAACAAUAUUCAUUUCCAUUCGAAAAUAUUCUUUGGAGUACGAAUGAUGUUUGUGGUUGUGGAAUUGAAAUAAAUAAUGAUCAUAUACAAAUUAAUUAUUGGUUAAAUGGAUAUUUCUUAGGUACACCUUUUUCUCAUCAAUUUCCAAUAAAUUCAACAACAAAAAUAUGUAAUAUGUUACCAAAUGGAUAUCGAACAAGUUAUUUUCCUGGUGUGACUUUAAAAGUAAAUAAUAUAACAACGUUAAGUGCUUGUGAAUUUAUAUUUCAUCCAAUGGAUAUGUUUGAAUGUCCAUUGCCAAACAACUAUAAACCAUUAUUACUUCCGACUAUGAUCGAUAUUGAUGAUUCACUUGUUGCUUAUCCAUUUAGUGCUUAUUUGGUUGGUGAGAAUGUACAAGAUUAUUUUAUUCCUACACGAAAUAAUAAAUCAAUUCGAUUUUUACGUGAUUUUAUCAAUAAUUAUCACCUUGAAUGUAUAUUUAUAGUGGAAAAUUAUCAAUUGAUAUUGCCGGAACAUAAUGAAGGCUUUCCAUUAACUAUCGAUGAUCAACAAUCAUUGACAAUUAGUUUUGAUUUUUCAGUUUUAAAGAUGUCUCAUGAUUAUCUUGAUAUUCCAUUAUUAACAUUUGAUCCACCGGAUGUAUUUUCAAUACAAAUACCCAUAAAUAAAAUUACAAAUAAAACACAAAUAGCUAUAAUAUUUCAGUUAAAUGAACGAAAAAUAAAAAUUUACAUUAAUAAUGAAUGUCGAAUAUUGGAAAGUCCAAUCAUAACAAAAUUUCAUAUUCAUAUUUUACCAAGAAUAGCUGUUGGAAUUGAAAAUCUUGCUAUUUGGAAAUAUGCUUUAUCGAAAGAACAUAUUCGACGUUUAUUUACUUCUGGUUUAUCCUAUAUUGCAUUUGAUUAUUAUCGAUUAAAUGAAUAUCGAAAACAAGCAAAUAUAUUGACAUUUAAUACUGAAGAUAAAUACUUUGAAAAUGAAUUGAAACAUUUUAGAACAAAUAAUGGAACCUUACAAGUAUUCGGCAAUAAAACUUAUUUUGUUUUAGAUAAAUCUCUAGAUUCAUGGUCGGUAUAUACACUUGUUUUUGAUAUUUCUAUCUAUCAUUUACCAAUCAUAUUAGUAGAAUUAAAUGAACAAUCACAAAUAUGUAUAGCACAUGAUGGUCAACUUUAUCUAUCUGUCAAUAAUGAAAAAUAUAUUCAAAGUGAAUCAAAAUUGAAGUUAAAUGAAUAUAUACGUUUGCUAAUUUCUGUUGAAAAAAAUUCUAUAAAAAUCUAUGUCAAUGGAUUAUUAGAACUUCAUGGAAAUGUAGAUAAUGAUCAACUAACAAUAAAAGACAAACAAAUUAAUCUCUUCAAAGAAUUAGAUUCAACUAACAGCACAAUUAAUGAAGAUACACUUCGAAUUGAAUGUAAAUCAAUCACUUAUUUAAAUAAAGCAAUUCUUGACAGUGAUGAACAAAUGAAAUCUCCAAAUAAUUCAUUAGAAAGUUUAGUUGCACCUCCAUAUUCAAUUAUAUCACCAAGUUUAAUUCGAAUUGGAUAUGAUGAAUUAUCAAUAAGAUCUGCUAUGAAAUACACUAUGACCACAAAUAUUCAAUUGAUUGAUACAAUUCUACGUGAAAAAUAUUAUAAACAUGAUAAAAAUAUUUUAUCAAAACUUGGAUCAUCAAUUAAUAAAGAAAAAUUGAAAGAUUUACUUCAAUUUUCUCAAUUUGAUACUGAAGAGAAAAUAGCAGCUCUUGCAGAAAUUUUACUCAUUCAUUGGAAUGAUAUUCAAACAUUAUCAACAUCAUCGACUGAUAAAGACUGGUUCUAUGAAACUAUUCAUCAUUUAAAUCUUAAUGAAAAUCUUUCGGAAUGGAUUCAAGAUAAAUCAAACAUAAUCGAACCAACUGAUCUUACUUAUCAACUAUUUGAUUUAAAUCAAUCUAUAGAUGAACAAACAAAAAUCACCACUAAUAUCAUUGAUGAUCAAUGGAAAAACAUUAAAUAUACUUAUCAACAUAUGACUCGCAAUAAAUAUCAUCAAUCUCGUCUUGCUUGUGAAUAUGAUUUGAUUUCAAUCUAUGCACACUAUACAAUUAUAAAUAUAUUAACAAUUUGGUUUAAUGAUGGAUCAAGUUUAUUUCCAUUAGAAGAAUUUGGUGAUGCAACAUUUAUUGUAACAUUAUUUCGAUUAUUAGACUAUCACACAUGUUUACAUAUUGAUGAAACUAUUGAUAGAAUGAGUUUGUUAAUAAAUUCAAUUCUUAAAGUUGAAUUAAAUGAAUUACUUAAAUAUCAUCGAAUAAGAAAUAAUAAGAUUACUAAUGAUAUAUUACAAUAUAAAGGUUUUUUACUUUAUUAUUUACAAAAAGAUAUUAUGAUUCAAUCGAUUAAAAUUUUAUUUGAUCCAUCAUUAUUAUCUUCAGAAUAUAGUGAAGAGUUUGAUAUAAAAAAACCAAAUAUAAAUUUUAUUCUUAAAUUACUUCAUCUAUUUGUCAAAUUUAUAUCUGAAAAAAUGACGACAAAACAAGAAGACAUUGAUUUAUUAAUUUCAUUAUUAUUUCCAGAAUCUUUAGUCAAUAUAUUGUUCAAUUUAUUUCUUAUAAAUCCAAUGCAUCAAAUAAAAAGUACUAUCCUUCAAUUAUUGUCUAGGUGA
Rotaria sp. Silwood1 is the source of this 6525-nucleotide messenger RNA. The record is from the annotation of a GenBank genome assembly. Lineage: Eukaryota; Metazoa; Rotifera; Eurotatoria; Philodinida; Philodinidae.